GAAGUCAAUACACGUAUACAUACAUAUUGGCAUUCACGUAUACCAAACAGUACAUAUAUACCGAAGUACACAUAUAUACAGCUAUAUAUACACUUCUAUAUAUAUAUAUAUAUAUAUAUAUGUACUUCAAAAUGGGUCCAACAAGUUUAAGGCAUGGGGGGACGCAUUCUAACUCAAGUCUGGCACGUCACAGCCACUACCAACCGUCACGGAGGACUCGAUUAAUGUCAAAAUUCUCCAGUAUUGGACCUAGAUUCAGGAGGCACAUUACCUUUGCUAACGAUGAUAACAUAGAGAGGAUAGAUAACACAUAUGCCGGGCAUGAAUACGAUCGCACAAGUGUGCGUACGCAUCUCAAGGAUUUUGACGACUUCAAACGGUGUAUAGUAGAUGUGAUCAUAUACAAGAAGGAAGAAAUGAAUCUUACACUGGACCCCAAUUGGUAUCAAUCGGCCGCAGGCAAAGGGUUUUCCGGCCGGAAGAUUAGUAAUGUAGACAUAUCUAGAAGUCCGUUGACCACGGGCGUAGGUCAAAAUAGUAAGCUCAACAUAUUGGCGGCGUCGACGCCUCGCGAUGAUGUCGAUAUCGAAAGGGUAGGUUAUGUGUCUAUGCGGUAGAAAUAUCAUAUGAGUGAGGCAUUCGUACAUGUAUGAUUGUCUGCAUGUCUGCAAUGUGGAAUGUUCUCUAUACGGCAAGGGCGCACACUGUCCCUGCAACUUUUUCUGUAAAUACACUGUUUCAUCUCUCC
Messenger RNA from Sphaeroforma arctica JP610, 748 nucleotides. RefSeq lists its product as hypothetical. The coding region runs from base 120 to 617 and encodes 165 amino acids. The transcript has a single exon. NCBI's taxonomy places the organism in Eukaryota, Ichthyosporea, Ichthyophonida. The record is from RefSeq and is a predicted model, not a curated record.